AAAAAUUUUGACAUUGACAUUAGAGAUGCCAAGCCAAACAGCAGUCUUGUAACUCGUGUAUUUUUCCACAAAAUGAGCGAAAAUGACGAAGAAUUAACAACCUUUUGUGAUUCAGCUGCAGCGUUAGUUGAAGGAUGUCGUUUGCCAGUUCGUAUGCAAGGAGGAGACGACUGGCCUCUAGCUGAAAUCAUUAGUAUUAAAGAACACCAUGGACAGAGGGGGUAUUAUGUUCACUAUGUCGAUUUCAAUAAGAGACUGGACGAGUGGGUUGGUGAGUCAUGGUUGGACACACGGAAGGUCCAGUUUCCUCGGAGGGAUGGUGCUCCAACUGGGGGCACAACCACUCCCAAGAAGACACAUAUUGGAUCAGGAGGUGGCAUGAUGCCUAAUUUUAUUAAUGAUACAGUCUGCAAUGAGAAGUCUAUUAGCAAUAACAUUAGACCCACCCCUGUGCCCCAACAGCCUCAGCCAAAAAAACCUGAAAAAGCGCACUUUAGCAAUGCACUCAAUGGUUCCACACAAAAAAAUGCACAUGCUCCGUUAGCUACAGUGAUGCCUACGAGUAUCACAAGCGAGCCCAGGCAACUCAUAUCGAGGCCGGCCAGUCCAACCCUGGGCCAUGACACCUCAUCGCUAGUCAACGGGGGCGCUGUCUUAGCGGCCGCUUUACAAAAGAAGAUGAAUAGAAAAAGAAAGGCAAACUCUCUGGAUAAUGAGCCUGAUCCCAUAACAGUACUAGAAGCUGACGGUACUGAAGCGAUACCAAGCGGCGCGGCGACGCCCACAGCCCGCCCCCGCCAGUCCGGCAGUUUAGUCGCCCACGGCCAUGACGACCUUGUGACCAGAAUGAAGAACAUAGAAAUGAUAGAACUGGGUAGACACAGGAUCAGGCCGUGGUACUUCGCUCCUUACCCCCAAUUGUUGGUUGAUUUUCAGGAAAUGGUCAAUUUACCAUGUAUAUACAUAUGUGAAUUCUGUCUGAAGUACAGGAAGAGUAAAAAGUGUUUGGAACGACAUUUGGUUAAAUGUAAGCUAAAACACCCGCCCGGCAACGAGAUUUAUCGCAAAGGGAGCAUAUCUUUCUUCGAAAUCGACGGGCGGAAGAACAAAUGUUACGCCCAGAACCUGUGCCUGCUCGCCAAACUGUUCCUAGACCAUAAGACGUUGUAUUACGACACGGAUCCCUUUUUGUUUUACGUUAUGACUGAAUUUGACUCCAGAGGUUUCCACAUAGUAGGUUAUUUUUCAAAGGAGAAAGAAAGCACUGAAGACUACAAUGUAGCGUGUAUAUUAACAUUACCUCCAUACCAAAGAAAAGGAUAUGGAAAAUUACUUAUAGAAUUUAGUUACGAAUUAUCAAAGUUUGAAGGAAAAACGGGUUCACCAGAGAAGCCACUGUCAGACCUUGGAUUACUUUCCUAUAGAAGCUACUGGGCACAGACAAUACUAGACAUACUCAUGCACAGCAAACCUGUAGGAGACAACGAGAAACCAAUCAUUACUAUCAACGAAAUAUGUGAAUUGACCAGCAUAAAGAAAGAAGAUGUUAUUAGCACAUUACAAAACUUAAACUUAAUAAAUUAUUAUAAGGGCCAGUACAUAAUCUCAGUUAAUAAGGAAACAAUACAACAGCAUGAUAAAGCCAUGGAAAAACGCAUGCUACGAAUCGACCCAAAAUGUUUGCAUUGGACGCCCAAAGACUGGUCGAAACGGGCCAAAUGCGUUUGAAGUGAUAGUGUCUCGAAGAUGCGAGCUAUCUAACACAGGCUUCGAAACGUAGAAUAAUCAUGUUUGAACUGAUUUUGAGCCGUCAAAUAUGGAUAAACAAGAUACCGUGAACAACAGACGCCAGUCCAUAUCUGGGUCAUCAGCAGAGUUUUGUACCGCGUUAGUACUUAUUUUCUUUGAUAUGCCGUUCAGUGUAUAUGUUUCGUUCGAAUUUUUUGAAAGUAAAUGAUGAACUGUAUACAACCUUUAAUAUGGUCUUAAUAUAUUAAAUAGACACACUUUGAUUUUCCUAUAACUAUGCAAGUCAAUAAACUCUGGUAAAACGAAAUAGAGGAGUUUGCAGACUUUACACUGCAAGUUAUUUGCGUUUCCUUAUUAUAACGUUUUUUUUUUAAAGUACAACUUUAUCUGACUGGAUAAUUUUUGGUCAACUCGUACCAUAGGGUGGUCGAUUGCGCCGAUCAUAAACUUUUUUAAACGUUAAAUAUUCUUUUUUCGCAUCUAGUUUCAGAAAUGUUUGUUUUAAUAACACCUUUAAAAGGACCAUGGAUACAAAAUACAGUUUUUUAAAUAUAGUAAUGAUUUCCUAUUUUGGUGUGCUACAGUUGUCGAAAUUUUAUCAUUUACAAAUAUUUGUGGUGUUCCAAAAAACUCCCAAGUUAACUGUGGCUCUGUUUUCUUCCACUUUUAAUUUGAAAAUGUUAUUUAUGUGUCUGUUACUGCAAAAAUGUUGCGUGUAAAAUACAUUUUGUAAGACUUAUUGUGAUAUUAAACGGUAUCAUUUAUUUA
This is a messenger RNA of Chilo suppressalis (striped riceborer), 2517 nucleotides long. Lineage: Eukaryota; Metazoa; Arthropoda; Insecta; Lepidoptera; Crambidae. The record is from the annotation of a GenBank genome assembly.